Molecule: messenger RNA, 2523 nt
Organism: Effrenium voratum
Lineage: Eukaryota; Dinophyceae; Suessiales; Symbiodiniaceae
Source: the annotation of a GenBank genome assembly
AUGAUGGCUCGCUUCUAUCGGCUCCAGUGCGAGAAGCGCCAGGGAGAGGCACGAGAGCUGUUUGAGACCAUGUGCAUUUGCGACCCCCAGGCCUUGGCGUCCGACGUGGAAGUUGGGAUCCUGCUGUCGGCAGAUCCAAGACAUCCCGCAGGGCCGGAGGGACCUACUUGGCCAGCAUCGCCGCAGCAGGUGCCAUAUUUGGAGCUUGCAAAGUGUGCUGAGGCCCGGGGUCGGCACUUCGACGCGUGGCUCCUCUACGGCAAGGCGUCCGAGGUGGCCAACGGAGCGGCAGGGGAGGUGCUGCGCCGCAGGGCGCAGGCGGCCAUGGCCGCAGAGCUGCCGGCCUGUGCCGAGCAGGAUGCUGCUCGGGCGGUGCAGCUGGGAGAGGUUCUGAGCUACGAGCUUUUGGUCCGGGCUUUGGAGUCCUUGGGCCGCGUCUCAGCAGCGCGGCUCGCGGCACAGCAAGGUGCCGAGCUUUUGGGUGGCAGCCCGGCGGGCAAGGUCUUGGAGGAGAAGGCAUGGGCAGCAGAUGGCGCCGAGGGCGCUGUGCCCUCGCGAGGACGUAUGCCCACCCCAGCAGAGCUCCAACAAGCCGUGGCGAAGGCCAUCCGCCCGGAUGGCAAGGAGUCCCGCUUGUAUGGCGCCGUGCUGGCGGUGGCAAUGGGCUGGUGGCAGGAGGUGAGUGGAGACGAGAAGCUCUUCCCCAACGCGCUGGCCCGCGCUGCCAUCACAGCGCGGAGGGAGCUCGGUGCCAUCGACGCGGCGGUGAGGCCGACCCCAGCUCGCCGCAUCCGCGAGCUCUGGGAUGACCGAGAGAACGACCUGAAGACCUCCGGCGCUUUGGCCAUCGACCUGGAUUCCGUGCCAGGCCUCUGGGCCCGGCUGGCAGAGAUUUGCCAGGCCUUGGCCUCAGCCACGUGUUCACUUGGGGUUGUCCGUGCCCGGAUGCCAGUGCCGCGCAUCGCAGCUUUGCCGACCAAUGGAUCGAGACCAUGGCUCAUUCAGCUGGAGACACCGGACACGUGCAAGCAGUCAGCGCGAGCGCACGCAGCCCAAGCAGCACGAAAACACCCCAUCCCCCGCCGUUGCUUGCUUUUGCGGCCAUGCUCAGCCUGGCGAGUGGUGUGCCAACAGGGCGUCCCUGCCCGCAGUGGCGGCCGCAACGCCCAGCUCAAGUCGCUGCUGGCCAGUCGCGGAAGCUACGUCAGAGCAGCAUCGCGCUGGUCGCCUGCGUGGCGGCGACCCGGGCGCAGGGCCGGCGGCAACGAGCCGCCCGCACAGCUAUCUCGAUCGGAAAGGCAUCUUCGUCUGACCUGCGCCCUGCUGCAGAUGUGGCGGUGCGAUCCUUGCGCUGGACAGCAGGUUGGCUGGAUGGAACAGAGUUCACGGAAGAAGACUAUUCCCUGCUCGCAAGCAGAGAAGUACAGUCGUACCAAUCGCUUUAUUUGGCAGACCGGGGGUAUCCAUGCACUUUCUUGGUUGCCAGAAGCUCGGAAGCUGUGGCUCAGGCAGCGUGAGCCUGCAAAGGAAGCCAACUCCUGGUUUGAUUGGGGUGGCUCAGGCGGGUCUGCUUCGAGCGUGGUCGGAUGCGUGGGAUGCGAAGUGAAGUGCUUCAGCCGCUUGACGAACGAAGAGCUGCCAACUGGCAAGUAUGACGGCGGUCAGCAGACAGUGCUUCGACCCGUGAUGGCUGACUUGGCGGUCUCCUCCGAGUGCCGGGGCAAAGGCAUCGCCCGGAAGCUGGUGGAGGAGCUGGAGCGGGUAGUUCUGGACUGGGGCUAUGAGGAGCUGGUGCUGCUGGUGGAAGCCACCAACUUCCAGGCCCGUGGGGUGUAUGGCCGCUUGGGCUACCGACUCGGUGGUCUACGGCUCGCAGAAACGACCCUUUUCCUGGACAAGGCCGGCGCAACUCCCAGUGUGGCGGAGCGUAAGACAGUUGCCUUCCUCCUGCGAAAGUGCCUGAAACCAUUUCCACUGGGUGACCUUGAGAACACCGACUGGCCGAGUGUUCUGGUUGUUCUGGGACUGGGCAUCGUGCUGGUUCAAAGGCCAGACCUGGUGGCAGCCAAGCUCGGCGCUCGUUCAGAGGUGGUUGUGCCGCACUGCGACAAGGAAGCGCAGCAGCCGCUGAGCGGGCUCUGGGCAGUCAUGAGCGGCCUGGUGGCGGAGGUGCUCCGAGCCUUUCGGCUGAUGGACCUGGAGGUGCUGACUGAGCUCCGGCUCCGGCGCCACAGCGCAGAGGUGGCAGAGGUGGACAACGGCGGCUUGAUGCCGGACAAUCGCCGAGAGGUGUCCAUUCGAUGCUUCGUCCCCGAUGGAAGCGAGUGGCCGGAUGCCACCCUCAAUUUGCACACCAAGGAUCGUGAGGUAUCGGUGUCUCAUAGCAUCAGGGCUGGAAGAGUUUUCGUUUGGUGGAGCCGUCAAACCUUUCACCAAGUCUUAGGUGACGGCUACCUUGCCAUGUGCUGCUGGGGCGUCGUGCCACAAAAGCCAGACCUCUCGGCGCGAGCGACGGUGUCAUGA